Molecule: messenger RNA, 1011 nt
Organism: Clonostachys rhizophaga
Lineage: Eukaryota; Fungi; Ascomycota; Sordariomycetes; Hypocreales; Bionectriaceae
Source: the annotation of a GenBank genome assembly
AUGUCGCACGGUGAAGCUGUUCCAUACAGUUUAUACGUCUACGCCCCGAACAAGAUCGCUCCAGCGGUCUUUGCGGGCCUCUACGCGGCUUCAACAGUCGGACACGUCUACCAGUGCUACCGCUAUAAAGCUUGGAAGUUGGUUGGGCUGCACGCAGCUUGUGCCUUUCUCUUCACUGCGGGGUAUGCCUUUCGAGAAUUCGGAGCAUUCCACUACUCGUACUUCGAGGACCUUGAUCUGAUCAUGUUUAUCCUCAGUCAGGUGUUCAUCUAUAUUUGCCCCCCCAUCCUCGAACUGAUCAAUUACAACAUCCUCGGCCACAUCUUCUACUAUGCGCCUUACAUAGCGCCCUUUCCUCCCGGCAAGGUCCUUGCCGUGUUCGGUCUGUUGAUGUUGUUCGUCGAAACUCUCAACGGACUUGGUGUCUCGUUCGCGUCCAACCCGAAGUCCCAGCCGACGAUACAGAAGAUGGGAGGCCACCUGACGAUCGCUGCCUUGUCCAUACAGUUCGUUCUGAUCGUCACAUUCGUCGCCCUGUCAGCCGUGUUCCACUGGCGCUUUGUCAAACUCAAGCUACAGUCCAAGGUCAUCAGCACUCUCCUGCCGGUCCUCUAUGCCAGCAUGCUGUUGAUCUUCAUCCGCUGCAUCUAUCGCCUCAUCGAGCACACGGGGCACACGGCAGUCGACCUGUCAGAUUUCGAUUCUCUCCAGGACCUGACGCCCAUUCUCAGAUACGAGGUCUUCUUCUACAUUUUCGAGGCUACAUUCAUGCUCAUCAACUCGGUCAUUUGGAAUAUCUGGAAUCCUGCUCGGUUCCUGCCCGCCGACUAUCACACGUAUCUUGCCCAGGAUGGGAGUGGAGAGACGCACGCCGAGGUGAACGAUGAGCGCACGCGGGCGCAGAAGAUUGGGGCGAAGCUCACAAUUGGAUUGUUCUUCCGCAAUAAGGAGGACCAGGGGUACUGGGAGCUGAAGGAGAACCUUACUCACACUCACGCCGUUCAACCCUGA